This is a messenger RNA of Trematomus bernacchii (emerald rockcod), 741 nucleotides long. It is a transcript of the gene kiss2, whose product is annotated as kisspeptin 2. NCBI's taxonomy places the organism in Eukaryota, Metazoa, Chordata, Actinopteri, Perciformes, Nototheniidae. The record is from RefSeq and is a predicted model, not a curated record. The coding region runs from base 168 to 548 and encodes 126 amino acids. The transcript has 2 exons.
UUUCAGCAGCAGCUCCGCAAUUUACAGCAGGGACGCACACCACUGUGAUUGGCUGUGAGCUUUAAGUGCAAGAGGUCACCUUGUGAAAAUAUAAAGCAGGUCUGAUAUGAGUAGGUGAGCAUUGACACUUUUUAUCUGAACUGCUCGGACCCAGAUUCUGCCCCAACAUGAGACUUGUGGCUCUGGCUCUGGCUGUGGUGUGCGGGCUCAUUGUGGCUCAGGAGGGACGAAGUGUGGACACAGCUCUGACGGGAUUUGACUCUUCACAGAGGACACGCACAACAGGGUCCGUCCUCUCGGCCCUCCGGAGGUCUGCAGGAGACUUUCUGACGGAAGAUGGCGCCCCGUGUAUGUCCCUCAGAGAGAACGAGGACCAGCGGCAGCUCCUGUGCAACGACCGCCGCAGCAAAUUCAACAUCAACGCGUUCGGGCUCCGCUUCGGGAAACGGUACAACGGCUACAUCUACAGGAGAGCCGUGAAAAGAGCCAGGAGAAAUAAACUCUCACCUUUUCUUCUAUUCUCGCGAGAAGUGGAGGUGCCUACCUGAAACAGAUGUGAGUUAUCCUCUGAGGACUUGUGUCCCAUUGGUGGAAUUCCAACAUGUGACAAGAGUCUUUCCGCUUGUAUGUGAAAAUUGCAUUUUUCUUGAGAUAAAAAGAUGUGUUUCUGUGAAUACAACUUUUUUACCUACCUUAACUGUGAAAUUAUUUCUAAGAAUCUGCGCUGUCUAAAUAAAAAGG